UCAAGAAAAUUGGUAAACAUGAAAAUUUCCUUUUCUUUUCAUUCUAUUUUGGCAAAAUUCCUAAUUUUUUAAAAUAUCCAAGUAUAUAAAGACAACAAAGACAACCUCAAUAAAGCAGAGCUAAAGGAAAGAAAUCUCAUAGUUUCUAACAUUUUCAGGAUUUAUCUAUACUCUUGAGAAUGGCAUCAUCAUCUGUUCCUGUGUACUUGAAAGAUGAAAAUCUGACACAAGAAACAAGAGAUCUACUUUCUUCUCUUCCAAGCGAGAAAGGUUGGUUAGUCAGUCAAAUGUAUCAAUUCGAAGGAAUUUGGCAGACACAAGCUCUGGUACAAGGAAUCGUGAACUGCCAAAAACAUUUUGAAGCCAACGAUUCCGACGUUAUCCUCGCCACCCUUGCUAAAUCAGGCACCACUUGGUUAAAAGCUCUUCUCUUUGCUCUCAUUCACCGACACAAGUUCCCAGUUUCUGGCAAGCAUCCUCUUCUAGUUACCAAUCCGCACUCCCUUGUACCCUACUUGGAAGGAGAUUACUGCUUAUCUCCUGAGGUCAAUUUCGCCGAGUUGCCUUCUCCAAGACUCAUGCAGACGCACUUAACGCAUCAUUCUCUGCCGGUUUCUAUUAAGAGCUCGUCUUGUAAGAUUAUAUAUUGUUGUAGAAACCCUAAGGACAUGUUUGUUUCCAUAUGGCAUUUUGGGAGGAAACUUGCUCCAGAAAGAACAGCGGAGUACCCGAUUGAAACAGCAGUUGCAGCGUUUUGUAAAGGGAAGUUUAUUGGUGGACCGUUUUGGGAUCAUGUGUUGGAGUACUGGUACGAAAGCCUCAAAAAUCCGAACAAGGUCUUGUUUGUUACAUACGAGGAGCUCAAGAAGCAGACUGAAGUUCAGGUUAAGCGAAUUGCUGAGUUCAUUGGAUGCGGUUUUACUGCUGAGGAAGAAGUGAGUGAGAUUGUGAAGUUGUGUAGCUUUGAGAGUUUGAGUAGUUUGGAAGUUAAUAGACAAGGGAAAUUGCCAAAUGGAAUAGAGUCUAACGCUUUCUUUAGAAAGGGAGAGACUGGAGGAUGGCGAGAUACUUUGAGUGAGUCCUUGGCGGAUGUAAUAGAUAGAACCACUGAACAGAAGUUUGGAGGUUCUGGUCUCAAAUUUUCUUGUUGAAUCAAUCUUUAAGACUUGUUGUUAUGUUCUCUUUUUCGCUUUCUUCAAUCUUGUGGCUUUGUUGGUUUUUUCCUUGAGGGUUGAGUUUUUGUUGGUCUUCUUCUUGUACGAAUAAAAUGGAUAAUGUUUGUGUUUUCUAAUUUCCACCCCUAAUUAAAAUGUCAA
This is a messenger RNA of Brassica rapa (field mustard), 1316 nucleotides long. RefSeq names its product cytosolic sulfotransferase 12. The record is from RefSeq and is a predicted model, not a curated record. NCBI's taxonomy places the organism in Eukaryota, Viridiplantae, Streptophyta, Magnoliopsida, Brassicales, Brassicaceae. Gene Ontology annotation, molecular function: sulfotransferase activity.